AUGGCCACGUUACUUUGGGCGCAUACUGAGCAUUGUAUUCUGUCACCUCUGUUGCACUUUACCCAGCUUGCAGCGUUGAAGGUGGUUCCGCUUUCGCUCAUUGAAGAAAGAUGGAAGGAUUUAUCACUACCGAUUGAGCGAUUUCAAGAGCUGUGUCGCAUUGGAAACUUCGUUGGAUCAUGUGAAUGGAAGCACUUUUUGGCCUUGGCUGCAUCUGAUCUAUGCGGGACUUUGGCAGAAACGCUCAAAUUGAUAUGUGAACUACUGACGGUGGACCCGGAAGGUGGAGCAGCACGAAUUCCGUUUGACCUCUGGCUGGAGUUUUAUCGCUAUUUAGGACGGCUGGAUGAUAUUCCUGAAAAUCACAUCAAUCACGUUGUCGCCUAUCUGACUUUCGAUAUCGCCACUCAGGACAAGAUGAUUAUGCCACGGAACUUCACGCAUCGCGAAUGCCCAAAGCUAAAUCCAAGAGAGUGAAAAUUACGCGUUAUUGGCUUUCCUACUUGAUCAGUAGACGUCCUCCACUGUCAUCGUAAACUCUCGGAAGUUCCUGGGAUCACCAUCCGUAUGCUCUGACACUUCGUGUGGUCAAGCUGACCAUUACGAUCGCCUUAAAAAGUGUAUUCUAACUACUCAUACGUCUUGUCUGCUAGUUGAAACUGGGCGUAAAGGGUCACCGGUUCAAUUGCGUGCUCCGUUUUUUGACUAUCCCCAUCGACAUUUAUCAGCCAACGCAUCUAAAAUUCUUUUAUUACCCUCUGCUCAGUAAUUUCCGCUUCAGUCGUGUCCGCGGCAUACCGUAUUGACCUCCGUUCACUACUUAGUAUGGCUUGACCAAUUCGUUCAUGUUGUCUCACAGUUUGCUUAGCGGUGCUAUUCUGGCUGUUUGAUUUCUUUUUACACUAUAGAUGGCUCUUGGGUGUUGUAUCGACCGGGUGAAGCAGGAUUAUUCCUAUAUGCACUUACUAUCAAGGGAAUUAACCGUCCUCUAACCGAAAGAUUCCUAUUGAGCAAACUCGUAUUCCUUGAGUCAUGGGUACUUUCUAAUUCUCCUAGGAUUGGCUCCGGAUUCUAUGAAACCACUGCUGAAUAGACAAACGCGCUUCAUGUUAUUUAGAUUGUCAACUUG
Dicrocoelium dendriticum is the source of this 1129-nucleotide messenger RNA. The record is from the annotation of a GenBank genome assembly. Lineage: Eukaryota; Metazoa; Platyhelminthes; Trematoda; Plagiorchiida; Dicrocoeliidae.